Molecule: messenger RNA, 3669 nt
Organism: Diaporthe citri
Lineage: Eukaryota; Fungi; Ascomycota; Sordariomycetes; Diaporthales; Diaporthaceae
Exons: 3
Coding region: 1-3669 (1222 amino acids)
Biological process (GO): vesicle-mediated transport; xenobiotic detoxification by transmembrane export across the plasma membrane
Cellular component (GO): membrane; intracellular membrane-bounded organelle; Mon1-Ccz1 complex
Molecular function (GO): xenobiotic transmembrane transporter activity; antiporter activity
Source: RefSeq, a predicted model, not a curated record
AUGCCGAGUGGGUCGUCUUCCGAGACGGUGACCCCCACUGAGAGUCUCCCCACCGAGACCUCGGCGCUCCUCCCAAAGCCAUCGUCCACCGACUCGGCACCUUCUGAUGUCGCCGCCGAGACCGUCAAGCCUGGCCUUCCACCGUGGAGAUCAUGGCUGGCAGAGAUAUGGCUUCUGACCAAGGCCUCGGUCCCUGUGAUCCUGGCGUACACGCUACAGAACUCACUGCAGACCAUUUCCGUCCUCAUCGUCGGCCGACUGUCCCCGGAGGCGCUGGCCACGGCAGCCUUUUCUUACAUGUUCGCCAUGUCGACGGCGUGGCUGAUCGCACUGGGAGGCACGACUGCGCUGGACACCCUGGCGUCGAGCAGCUUUACGGGGUCGACUGACAAGCAUGACCUAGGGGUUCUCCUGCAGAGAGGACUCUUCGUGCUUUCGCUGUUCUAUGUUGUCGUGGCGGUGAUAUGGUCUUUCUCCGAGCACAUCUUCCGCGCCCUGGGACAGGAGGAGUAUAUAUGCGUCCAGAGUGCAAUGUUCCUACGCUGCUUGAUCCCAGGUGGCUUGGGAUAUGUGUGGUUCGAGGCAAUGAAGAAAUACCUUCAAGCCCAAGAAAUCUACCGCCCUGGCACUUACGCUCUGCUCAUCACCUCACCCCUCAACGCCUUGCUGAACUAUCUCUUCGUCCACGUCUUCGGCAUUGGUCUCUACGGCGCGCCCAUAGCCACCGGCAUAUCCUACUGGCUGUCCUUCCUGCUGCUCGUGGCCUACACGGUCUUCAUCAAGGGCCACGAGUGCUGGGGCGGCCUCGCACCGAGGAGGGCACUCCAGCACCUGGGCCCGUUCGCACGCCUCGCGCUGCUGGGCGUGGUCCACGUCGGCACCGAGUGGUGGGCCUUCGAGAUCGUCGCCCUCGCCGCCGGGAGGCUGGGGACCAUCCCGCUCGCGGCGCAGUCCGUGAUAAUGACUGCGGACCAGGUCAUCAACACGGUCCCGUUCGGGCUCGGCGUCGCCGCCUCAGCGCGCAUCGGAAACCUCCUCGGGGCUCAGAGACCCAAGGAGACCAGGCGCGCCGCCCACUGCGCGGCGGUGCUCAGCACGGUCAUGGGGGCGCUGAUCCUCGCCGUGCUGAUGGGGACCAAGGACGUCUUCGGCCGGCUUUUCAACGACGACGACAGGGUCGUUGAGCUGGUCUCGAAGGUGAUGCCUUUUGUGGCCCUGUUCCAGAUCGCGGACGGGCUGAACGGCUCGUGCGGCGGCGUCCUCAGGGGAAUGGGACGACAGUGGGUGGGCGCGGUGGUAAAUCUUGUCGGCUUCCUGGCCAUCUUCAACCCCAGUCUGGGCAAUACAGACGAGACGCUUGACGACCAGAUUGUCUACUACUCAUCCGUCGACACCCAGACUCAGAAACGGAAACGUCAUCGAAAGGCACGACCCACCGAGAAUGUGUCCCAGGCGGAGCGCAACGAGCGGCUGAGGCAGAUUGGCCUCGCCCAGGGCAUGGUGAGCUUCAGCAAGGACUUUUCAGACGACCAGGCCGUCGACUCGAUCGAGACGGAAAAGACGAGGGUCGUCCUGCACGAGCUGGAGCCCGGAUGGUGGAUCUUGGCCAGCAUCGACCUCACGCGCCUGCCACUUGCGCCACCGACUUCGAAGAAGCAAAGCGGUGCUGCAGCUUCCACCGAGGACAAGUACGAGCACUCGUCACGGGAGGUCAAGCCCGCGGCCCUCCUUCUCCAGGACAUGCUUAAGGCGCACUCCAUCUUCCUGCUUCACCAUGACUCGUCUCUGAGCUCGUUGUUCAUGAGAAUCAAACGGUCUAAAUUCACAACCACUCUGGCGCGGUAUUGGGAUCUUUUCCUCUCUACUUGGGACGUUCUGCUCCAUGGAAACCCUGUCCAAAACAUCUUUGGCGGCAUCAAAAUUGCCGCCAGUGGUGAGCUGGGCAUAGGAGUCGGUGAGGAAGAGCGCGGGAGCGGCGAACGAGAGGUUCUGGAGGGGUUUGUCCAUAGGACAGACGGUCUGGUCGAUAUCAUCGUGUCCAAAUUCGCCGGCGACAAGCCGGAGGAGUCCACUAGCUCAUGGGAGAGGCGGACACAAGGCCAGCAAUCUCACGCGCUGUGGCUGGGCUCUGGCAGCGAGCCCGGAGCAGAGGACGGCGCAGUAUUCUUAGGAGUUGGAUCUCUGUCCCGAAAGUCCGUAGGUGACAUCACGCACUGGGUCGAAGACAUCUAUACCUGGGGCGAGGAUGCCUAUGGCGUGCUCGACAGUCCAAAAGCCACCCGCCAGCCAAGAAGAGAGUCACGGGUGUCGGAAGAACGCUCGAGGAAAACUGCCUCAGAACGGCCCAUGCAGCCACCUCCCAGCCUCAUAAACCCCAAACGGUCCUCAAAACCUGCCGCUGCUCCACCUCCCCCUAAGCAGCGUGACGCACCGGCGGGCUCGGGCUCCAAGUCGAGUCAAGAGCCACCAUCUAAUUCGGGUGAAGCGGAAUCCGGCGGCAUUGAGAAGUACAUGGACUACUUGAAGCUUGGUUAUGGCAAGUAUUGGAGCCUCGGGGGAGAUUCUGAAUCCAAAGGAGAGACCAAGGACAGCCCGACCUCCCCGAAAGGCCCUUCCAAGGGCGAUGACUCUGUCGGACACUUUCUUAUUGGUCUGACAGGCGAAGUCGAGGAGGGUUGGGUCGACGACCCUGAGGCUAGGCGAUUCGGGGAGCACCCUUGGGACGAAAAUGCGAAUCCGCGGACAGUUCUCAGGACAGUGACCGUGGAACUGGAGACUGACGUUUCGGAAAAAUCAGAAGUGCACAUGUCGAAGGUCCUCGGCAGUCAUGAUACCGAAUUAUCCUCUGCAAAUCCUGCGACGGGCUCAUCGUUCAACAGUCAGGACAGGAACAAGACACACAAGUGCCGCGUAGUGGUAUAUGUCAUCAAGCCAUUCAUCUUUACUUUCUUAUUCGAGCUCCGGACGGAGUCGCUGGCCUUUGAAGGGCUCUACCGCUCUUUGCACCACCAGAUCGCACCGCUGCGGAAGGCAUUGGGCAACUCGACAGCUUACAGGCCAGAGAAGCCUGACGCAGGCAGCGCCUCUGCGGCAAUCUAUGAUCUUGUGUGGGACCCCAAGGAGAAGACGGUGCAUACUACGAUCCCCAAUAUUCCCGAUGCGGCGGAGACGUACAGCAGCGGAGACCAACCGCCUUGGUCUCGCGUCGAAGCGCUGAACACGCACAUGCAGAUCCUGAACCUGUACAAGGCAACCCGGGCCGACCUGUCCGAGCUGGAGCGGACGUGCAAGACAAGCCGCGGAUGGUGGAUCGUCUGGAGCCGGAUCCUGGAGCGGGAGCCGGAGGCAGCGCGCGGAUCGACGGAUUCCGACAGGGCGUCUUCCGGAGAGGAGGGAAGCAGCCACGAGGAGACCAGCGAGUCCACGAGCGCACAGGCGACGAAUUCGUCGUCUCAGACCUCGACCGUCAGGGCGGCACCGCCCAUGUCUGUCAGCAAGGAGAUCUUCCUCAUCCGCAAGGCCAGCGACCACGGCGGGCACGGCAGGAGCGUGAGCCUCACGGUGACUGGUGGCGGCGCGGGCUGGGCGGAUGGGGCGAGCCGGCUGGCGCAGGGGAUCGGCGUUGAUACGAGGAAAUACAUUGAAGGGCUGCUCAGCAUGAACCGGUAA